CCAAAAUCUCCCCACUUCUCUCGGAGUUGUGGUUUCUUAUUAUGGGAGUUCAUGUCUGGCUAGGGGGGAAACGAAUUCGGCCACAUCUCCGGGUCGAUCCACUAGAGGAUUUACGGUGUGUGGGAGAGGCCCAUGGAGGUGCACAACGAGGUAGAUGGAUCAGGUGUACCCCUGGCCGUGCUCCUCAAGCGAGAGAUGUGCAACCAGAAGGUGGAGAAACCGGAUAUCCUGUUCGGGGAGGCGAGCAAGAGCAAGAAAAGGGAGGACUUCGUGCUUCUCGUGGCCAAUUGCCACCGCACUCCAGGCGAGGGCCCCGGUGACAAUGCAGGCGGCGACGACACCAUCUCGAUGUUUGUGAUUGUUGAUGGCCACAACGGACCUGCGGCUGCAGUAUACACUAGGGAGAAUCUCCCAAACAAUGUGUUAGCUGCUAUUCCUCCAAAUCUUACAAGUGAGGAGUGUACAGCGGCAUUGCCAAGGGCACUAGUUGCAAGUUUUGUUAAAACAGAUAAAGACUUCCAAACAAAAGCUGCACGCUCAGGAAUCACGGUGACUUAUGUUAUAAUAGAUGGAUGGGUUGUCACUGUAGCAUCAGUUGGUGAUUCGCGUUGUAUUCUAGAAUCUGCUGAAGGUUCAGUUUACUUCUUGUCUGCUGAUCACCGCCUGGAUGCCAAUGAGGAGGAGGUGGAGCGUGUAACAGCAAGUGGUGGCGAAGUUGGGAGAAUAAAUGUUGCUAGAGGUGCUGGGAUCGGUCCACUAAGAUGUUGGCCAGGCGGAUUGUGUUUGUCAAGGUCAAUUGGUGAUACCGACGUUGGAGAAUACAUAGUUCCUGUCCCCCAUGUGAAGCAACUAUCCAAUGCCGGAGGGCGGCUUGUCAUUGCUAGUGAUGGUGUGUGGGAUGCAUUGCGCUUUCAAGAAGCCCUGAACUACACCAGGGGGCUGCCAGCUGAAGCUGCUGCGAAUCGAGUUGUUAAAGAAGCUGUGAGCUCAAAAGGACUACGAGAUGAUACUACCUGCAUAGUAGUCGACAUAUUACCUCCAGAAAAGCUAAGCCCUCCAUUGAAGAGGCAUGUGAAAGGAGGCAUCAAAGCAUUAUUCCGAUGGAGGCCCUCAGAUGAAUUGUCUGAAGAACAGACAGACAAUGGGUGUUUUGAACCUGAUGUUGUAGAGGAACUAUACGAAGAGGGGUCUGCAAUGCUUGCUCAAAGGUUGAAUGUAAACUAUCCAACCGGAAAUAUGUUCAAGCUGCAUGAUUGUGCAGUCUGCCAAUUGGAGAUGAAACCUGGUGAGGGUGUCUCUGUUCAUGGCAACAUGCCGAAGCAUCAUUCACGGGUUAACCCCUGGGGCGGUCCUUUCCUCUGUUCAUCCUGCCAAGUGAAAAAGGUGGCAAUGGAAGGGAAGCUGCAUUUGUGA
Messenger RNA from Triticum dicoccoides, 1413 nucleotides. RefSeq names its product probable protein phosphatase 2C 12. The transcript is spliced from 10 exons. Gene Ontology annotation, molecular function: protein serine/threonine phosphatase activity. Gene Ontology annotation, biological process: protein dephosphorylation. The coding region runs from base 133 to 1413 and encodes 426 amino acids. NCBI's taxonomy places the organism in Eukaryota, Viridiplantae, Streptophyta, Magnoliopsida, Poales, Poaceae. The record is from RefSeq and is a predicted model, not a curated record.